This is a messenger RNA of Sipha flava (yellow sugarcane aphid), 3265 nucleotides long. RefSeq lists its product as uncharacterized. Bases 342 to 3197 code for a protein of 951 amino acids. The transcript has 24 exons. Gene Ontology annotation, cellular component: nucleus. Lineage: Eukaryota; Metazoa; Arthropoda; Insecta; Hemiptera; Aphididae. Gene Ontology annotation, biological process: regulation of transcription by RNA polymerase II; chromatin remodeling. Gene Ontology annotation, molecular function: zinc ion binding; transcription coactivator activity; chromatin binding. The record is from RefSeq and is a predicted model, not a curated record.
CUUGACCGAGAUAAGGUUUAUCAGUUACUAGCGAGACACUUUCUCUUUGCAACAAGCCGCCGAAAGGUCGUUUACUUGGCGCUUAUCACUUAUUGGCGAUCGCGGUAAGCGUCUUAAACACCAACAUUUAUUAUUCACCGCAGUCCAAGAUCAUGUGUAGGCGGCUUCGAAAACUUCAGUCAGGACAUAUAGUCCCGGAAUCUAUCAUCGUUGACAUCGUCAAGUAGCUCAACGAAAACUGGAACAGCGACGGUUUCGUUUCAACUGUUUCGUGCACGUAUUACAAGUAUAAUAAGUUUUCAAGAGUGAAGUACAACAACUACAAUAAAACUUAAUACAAAAUGUCGUCUAAAACAUACGAUUCAUCAUAUUCUAAAACUGAUAUGUCCAAAUCAGAAAUGAAACAUUUUUGUACUUAUUGUCAAGAUGAAAUCUCAAGUGUUCCUUGUCAGUCCAACACUGCUAAUAAUUCAAUGACUAUUUUUAUUCAUUGUGCAAUAUGUGAAGAUAUUUUUCUUUGUUUAAUGUGUUUUUCCAGUGGUGCUGAAAUUGGCAAUCACAAGAACAAUCAUGAUUAUAAAUUAGUUACAUUUUCUAAAUCAAAUUUAUAUGCAGUUAAACUCUUGAGUGCUUUAGAAGAAUGGAUUUCCGAAGAUACUGAAAAAUACCUCAAUACCAGAAGACUUGUACUUAGCUGGAAAGAUGUUGCUAGUUUUGUUGGAUCUGAAAAUCCUGAAGAAGUAAAAAAAGAGUACUAUCAAACUUAUGUUGAUGGACCAUUAGGCCAAAAUAUUAUUAAACUGGUAAAUAAUUAUGUUGGUUAUCGUUCAAUUAUGACAUUAGAUCAAGCCUUAAAAAUGAAAUGUUUUGAAAGUUGCCCCACUUAUUUUCCUACGAGUAAAUUUAUAAGAUUUCCAGAAGAUAAAGAAAAAGAAGACGGUUAUAUGAUUUAUGAGGAAUCAUACAAUGAAUUUGAAAAAUAUGAGGAUAUGAAAUUUUACGAAGAAACGCUUGAUAGUUAUCAACUUCAAUUAUUAAUACAAUGCACUAGCGAGUUUGGGUAUGGUAAUUGGGAUGCUAUUUCUAAACUGUAUAACUCUAUCAUACAUGAAGAAUAUCAUAAAGAAAAAUGGAAUUAUCUAUCAGAACAAAGAGUCAAAGAAGAAUAUACACUACGUUUUAUUCAAAAUCCAUUAUUAUGUGGAACUUGGUUACCAUUGGAGCACACAAGACCUUUGAUACCUGAUCGAACAAAUCGUAUACAAGGCCCUAAAAAUGGAUUUGAAGAUUAUUUAAAAAAACAACUUCCCAUAGAUGAUUUGGAUAUAUUUUUUUAUCCACCUCCAUUGAAUAACUAUAGAACAGAUAAAGAUGAAUUCCAUUCUUCUUGUGAAUAUUCAAACAAUAAACCAGAGAAACUAUCUGAAUUAAAUCCUUCAGAAUGUGUCUACUGUCAAGAAGAAUUUGCUGUUAUUGGAUAUCGGAUCGAUAAUCAUAAGUUUUCAAACUAUAAGACCAUUACAAAGUAUUCUUGUUGUACAAAUAAACAAACAUGUGAAAAUAUGUAUCUAUGUCUUUCGUGUUUAGGAAGUGGAGCAGAAAUUGGAAGACACAAGAGAUAUCAUAAUUACAAAUUAAUAACUGAAGUUAAGCUUUAUUCUAGUCAAAAUUAUUUUCAUGAAACAGAUUGGACGGCUAUGGAAGAAUUGGCAUUUCUAUAUGCAUUAGAAGAAUGGACAUGCAAAGAAACAGAAAAAUAUAUAGAUCCUAUAAAUUCUGAAAAUUUGAUUAACGAUUGGAAUAAUGUUUCCCAGCAUGUUGGAUCAAGAAAUGCUAAUGAAGCGGAAAUUGAAUUUGAACAUUUUAUUUCAAAUCAAAGAAUUUGGAAGUUGGUAGCAUUAUACACAGGUACUGAACCUUUAAUUACAUAUGAAGAAGCAGUUGAAAUGGGGUGUUUCGAAAAUCAUAAUAAUUACUUUAGUGCUUUAAAUCGUUCACAAAAAAAUAUUUGGAAUAAAUCUGAUUUAAAAUUAUUAUUUGAUUGCAUGACUAUUUAUGGUUAUGGUAAUUGGCAAACAAUUACAAUAGAAUUCAACAAAAUUAUGGCUGAUAAAUAUUUUGGAAAUCAAUGUGUAAUAAGAACACCUGAAGAAAUAAAACACGAAUGUUUACUUCGAUUCUAUGAUAGGCCUAUUAGGCAAAGAAAAUGGAAGCCACCGUCUAACUCUAGACCAAUCAUAUUUGAUCGUACACAUUAUUUUAAAGAACCUGUUAAUUUGAAAUAUCCUGUUAUGAACUCCAAUUUAUUUAUUCAAAUUGGUUAUGAUUAUGUUAAUGAUGAAUUUGAAUAUCCUUAUAUGGAUCAUGCUGAAUCUCUUUUGGACCUUAUGGGAGAUUUUGAAAUUAAACCAAAACUUCCUUCUGAAGACAAGUUUAAAAUGAAAUUAAAGGAUCAGUUCAAUAUAGAACCUUACUUGAAUAUUGAAGAAGAAAAAACCAUUAUAUCCUGUAAACAGUAUAAUGAAGUUUUAAAUCAACGAAGAAUAGCUAAAGCAUGUGUCCACAGUUAUAGAUUAAUUGAACAAUUUGCAAUUUACAAGGAUAAACAAUUGCCAAAAAUAAAACCGUUUUCUGUACAGUCCUUUGGAGAGCGGCUAGUUAAAAUGUCAAGAUUCAUGACUCUUGACAUUCAUAGGUCUUUGAUUGAAGGAGCCAAAAAUGAAAAACUUUUGGCACAUCGAUUAAAGGAAUUACAAUUUUACAAAAUUAUAGGUUUAAAAAAAUUAAAUGAAAUCGAUGUGUUUAAUAAAUUACAUCAAAAGAAUUUAUCAAAAAUACUUGAUACUGAUUCAGAACGUCAAUCAUCAAAUGAACUAAUUCCUUCUGGAUCUGACGGAAAAAGAAUAAUAAAUUAUGUUCAAAGUAUAUGUUCCACAUUAUCUACAUCUCAACAUUCUCAACCUGUCCAAAACAAAUUGGGAUAUUUACCUAAUGAUAAAUGCGAAGAAUUAUUAACAAGAAAUGAAAAAAUGUUAUGUCAAAAAUAUAAUUUAGAUCCAAAUUAUUAUUUGAAUACAAAAUUCAAAAUAUUAAAUAUUGGUCUUCAGGAAAAUUCUCCGAAAAUUGAUUAUAUUAUUCACAAGUAUUUAGUUCAUGUCAAUAAAGUUAGUGUUUUACCAAAUUCAAAAUUAUCAUGAAUUUUAGUUGUGUAAAUUAUUUGUACCUCAAGUUUUAUUCCAAAAUUAUUAGAAUGUAAAAUUAAAUA